This is a messenger RNA of Amborella trichopoda, 1023 nucleotides long. Its product is annotated as nicotinamidase 1. Gene Ontology annotation, molecular function: nicotinamidase activity. Gene Ontology annotation, biological process: pyridine nucleotide salvage. The record is from RefSeq and is a predicted model, not a curated record. NCBI's taxonomy places the organism in Eukaryota, Viridiplantae, Streptophyta, Magnoliopsida, Amborellales, Amborellaceae.
UACCAUUUUUUUUUUAUCUGCAGAUAUCCAAGGGAGAGUAAAAAACUAAAAAUCUUUCCAGUUGAGAGAGAGAGAGAGAAAGAGAGAGAGAGAUGGCGGCCCCAAUGCUUGGCCUCUUGAAAGCAGAGCUUCCAUUGCAGGAAGAGUCUCUGUUGAUCUCUGCGAGUAAGAAGACUGGUCUUGUCCUCGUGGACAUUGUCAAUGGAUUCUGCACCCCAGGUGCCGGUAAUCUGGCUCCAACACAGCCAGAUAAACAGAUUUCUGAUAUGGUAGAUGAGAGUGUAGGGCUAGCAAGGAUUUUCAGUGAGAAGAAAUGGCCAAUACUGGCUUUUCUAGAUACCCAUCAACCCAACAAGCCCGAGCCUCCAUAUCCCCCUCACUGUAUUGUUGGAUCAGGAGAAGAAAAUCUGGUACCAGCCUUGGAAUGGUUGCAGAAGGACCCAAAUGUAACAAUCAAACGCAAGGAUUGCAUUAAUGCGUUUGUCGGUUGCAUUGAAAAGGAUGGGUCGAAUAGCUUUGUCGAUUGGGUUAAGAAUAACGGGAUCCAAGUUAUUUUGGUGUUGGGGAUUUGUACAGACAUAUGUGUCUUCGACUUUGUGGCAACUGCCCUAUCUGCUAGGAAUUGUGGUUUGCUGCCACCUCUGGAAGAUGUUCUGGUGUAUUCUCAAGGAAGUGCUACUUUUGAUUUACCAUUACAUGUAGCUCAAAGUAUUGAAGGGGCUAAUCCCCAUCCCCAGGAGAUGAUGCAUCAUAUGGGUCUCUAUUUCGCCAAGUUGAGGGGAGCCAAGAUUGUGAAGGAAGUGUCAGUUUUUCCUUUGAGUUGAUUUACAUACUAAUAGUUUUGUCUACAUAUAUUACGAUGUGUUUAGUAAAAGCGUUGUUUCAUGAGGCACACUUGUGUAUUAUUUUAUAUGUACAGAGACAGUUGGAUCAAUAGAGAUAAAUAUGGAUACCUUUCAUGUAAAGAGAAAAUACAAUUCGUGAUUGUGUGGAGGGAAACUGAAUGGUAUGUUUUCAGUGUCA